AAGCCGCUGUCGUGGCCUGGAGCCCGGGUCGGAGAGGGGGGUCAAGCUUACUCUGUGGCGGUCCCAGAGGGAAUCCCGGCAGCGGGGAACCAUGAGGCCCGGCAAGACCUUCCGCAGGCGCCGCGCCGACUCGGAAUCGGAAUCGGACGAGCACGACAGCGAAGAGGUCCGGUUGAAACUGGAGGAAACCAAAGAAGUUCAGAGCUUGAGGAAACGACCUAACGGGGUGAGUGCCGCGGCCCUCCUGGUUGGGGAGAAAGUAGAGGAAGAGACGACUCUAGUGAAUGACCCCUUUAAAAUAAAGACGGGUGGAAUGGUGGAUAUGAAGAAACUUAAGGAGAGAAACAAGGACAGAAUUAACGAAGAGGAUGACCUCAACUUGGGGACAUCAUUUUCAGCAGAAACCAACCGAAGGGAUGAGGAUGCUGACAUGAUGAAAUACAUUGAGACUGAACUAAAAAAGAGGAAAGGAAUUGUGGAAAACGAGGAGCAAAAAGUAAAGUUAAAGAAUGCCGAAGACUCUCUCUACGAGCUUCCCGAGAGCAUCAGAGUGUCCUCAGCUAAGAAAACUGAAGAGAUGCUCUCCAACCAGAUGCUCAGUGGCAUCCCCGAGGUGGAUUUAGGCAUUGAAGCAAAGAUAAAAAAUAUCAUUUCCACAGAGGACGCAAAGGCACGUCUGCUGGCCGAGCAACAGAACAAAAAGAAAGACAGUGAAACCUCUUUUGUUCCAACCAACAUGGCUGUGAACUAUGUGCAACACAACCGAUUUUAUCAUGAAGAACUCAACGCUCCAGUUCGGAGGCACAAGGAGGAGCCAAAAACUCGUCCCCUCCGAGUUGGGGAUACGGAGAAACCAGAACCCGAGAGGUCUCCUCCAAAUCGCAAGCGCCCCCCCAACGAAAAGGCAACUGAUGAUUAUCAUUACGAGAAGUUUAAGAAAAUGAACAGACGCUAUUGAUAGCAGCUCAGUGACUGUAAAGGACUGAGGGGUUUUGUUUUUUUUUUUACAGAGAAUAUAUUUUUUUUGGUCAAGCAUAAGGUACAAUGUAAA
Molecule: messenger RNA, 1051 nt
Organism: Dromiciops gliroides (monito del monte)
Lineage: Eukaryota; Metazoa; Chordata; Mammalia; Microbiotheria; Microbiotheriidae
Product: telomere length and silencing protein 1 homolog
Exons: 1
Coding region: 92-958 (288 amino acids)
Biological process (GO): mRNA splicing, via spliceosome
Cellular component (GO): spliceosomal complex
Source: RefSeq, a predicted model, not a curated record